AUGGAAGUCGACUCAGGAUCCGAUUAUUCUAUUAUUUCUGAAGCUACAUACAAGCGCCUAUGGCCAGAGAAGGGCCCAACAAUUCAUCCACUCUCCAUUUCACUACGCGACUUCCAAAAGCAGCCAAUUUCGCUGCGUGGCAUAUGCUUCGUUGAUGUUCAGUAUGGAUCCUUCAGAGAUCCGCUGCGGCUUCUUAUCGCUGAUGGAGAACGAGUGAGUAUGCUGGGGUACGAAUGGUUCACACCAUUAGGUGUCAAGUUGACGGGUGUUCACCACAUGGAUGCCAACCCCAUAGAGCAAGUACUCAACGACUUCCAAAAAGUAUUUCAGGAACGCUUUGGAAAUUACACAGGUCCUGUUGUUUCACUUCCACUAGAUCAUUCUGUUCCACCCAUCCGACUGAAGGCAAGGAAUGUUCUCCUGGCAUUACGUCCGAAAAUCGAUGCUGCACUCGAUCGUCAUAUCGCCGAUAAUGUUAUUGAAGCAACUUCAAAUCCAAAAUGGGCUACUCCUGUUGUUCCUGUCAUCAAACCGUCAGGAGAAUCAACGAUCUUCUUUCAAGCUUGUCUGGUGGUGGCCUGCUAUGCAAAAAUAGACGUCGCACAGGCCUAUCUUCAGCUACGUGUGGACGAUGACGCUGCAGAAGCACAAACCAUAUCAUCACACAUCGGGGGAGUAGUGCCCUAUUUUGACGACAUCUUGAUUCAAGCUGCUAACCAGGACGAACUUGCAACACGAUUGCGUGAAGUGUUACGUCGACUUGCCCGUGCUGGCCUGCGAGCCAGAAAGGACAAAUGCUUGUUUGGUGUGUCCUCUGUAGAAUUCCUGGGGUAUCGUGUCGACGCUAACGGCAUUCACCCUGCAGAUUCCAAGGUUACAGCGAUCCAUGAUGCACCGCGUCUGAACAGCAAGCAAGAGCUUCAGGCUUUUCUUGGUCUGCUGAACUUCUACAAUUCUUUUCUGAAAGACAAGGCUACCGUUGCUGAGCCGUUGCAUCGUCUUCUAGACAAGGACGCAGAGUGGAAUUGGACUCCAUGA
This is a messenger RNA of Ornithodoros turicata, 1038 nucleotides long. RefSeq lists its product as uncharacterized. Lineage: Eukaryota; Metazoa; Arthropoda; Arachnida; Ixodida; Argasidae. The transcript has 3 exons. The record is from RefSeq and is a predicted model, not a curated record. Bases 1 to 1038 code for a protein of 345 amino acids.